UCAGUUUGGAUAAACACAACUAAACACGUUUCCUUUUAUAAAUACAAUAUACGACGUACACGAUUCUGUAACUGAAGCAUUAUUUUUUAAGAUUCUUUCUAAAGAAAAGAAUUAUCAAGACAGAGAGAGAGAGAAAAAAAGAUAGGGAUAAUAUGAGUUUUGUAGUUCGUCUUGUUGUAUGUCUCUUAUUGACACUUACUAUUACAUCUUUAGCCCGUAGCUCUGUCUCCGUUUCAGGGUUUGAUGAGAAUAAUGGAUUCGAAAGAAGGUCGUUGAUGGUGAACGUCGAGGAUUAUGGUGAUCCGUCUGCAAAUCCUAAACACAAUCCCGGUGUUCCUCCGGCUAAUACCGGCCAGCGUGUUGCUGGUAGAGGCUGACUUUUACUUAUCUCAGUCAGAAGAACAGAACUCGUCUUGUCUGCAUCUUCAGAUUGUCUGAUAUAAAAUUAUUAUUAGUUUCUGUAACCUCCGUAUCUAUUAAUAUCUCUAAUCUGUAUAUUUUUUAUAAGCA
Molecule: messenger RNA, 510 nt
Organism: Capsella rubella
Lineage: Eukaryota; Viridiplantae; Streptophyta; Magnoliopsida; Brassicales; Brassicaceae
Product: protein PSY1
Exons: 2
Coding region: 153-377 (74 amino acids)
Source: RefSeq, a predicted model, not a curated record